This is a messenger RNA of Cynoglossus semilaevis (tongue sole), 6678 nucleotides long. RefSeq names its product autophagy related 2A (gene atg2a). Gene Ontology annotation, cellular component: phagophore assembly site; phagophore. Gene Ontology annotation, biological process: autophagy of peroxisome; reticulophagy; autophagy of mitochondrion. Gene Ontology annotation, molecular function: protein-membrane adaptor activity; phosphatidylinositol-3-phosphate binding. The record is from RefSeq and is a predicted model, not a curated record. The transcript is spliced from 44 exons. Bases 466 to 6522 code for a protein of 2018 amino acids. NCBI's taxonomy places the organism in Eukaryota, Metazoa, Chordata, Actinopteri, Pleuronectiformes, Cynoglossidae.
CUUACAAAGAUGUCGCCCGUGUGCUUGGAAUCGCUUCCCGUUUCCGUGUUUGCGUUAGGUCGCAGUGACGUAGAGGCGCACCGACGCUGACCACACCAUCAGUUCGCGUAUGAUAACAAUAAACAACCCAGAAACAAGAGAUACGCACCGUCGAGACUUGUCGCUCUAUAUCGAGUGAAACGUAACGGAAAUAUGAGCCGAGACAACGAUCCACAGCUGGAGUGAGGGCUCGACAAGUACCGUGGUACUCCUGUCGGCGCUGACAUUAUUAGUUUUUGUUUGAAACCUUGGGGGAAGUAAGAGUUACUGUUAACCUCCUUACUUAGCCCCCUUGUAGCUAGCUGUGGCUCAUUCCUUCUUUCUGCCCACUUUGUGUUCGUCUGUUAUGCAGUUGCCAGAGCACUGCGAUCGCUCUUGUUCUCCUCCGCCACCUCUUUGCUCCCUCUCCCCGCUUUCGCUGGCCCUAUGUCUCGCUGGCUUUUCCCAUGGUCAGGCUCAAUCAAGAAGCGGGCCUGUCGGUACCUCUUGCAGCACUACCUCGGUCACUUUUUGCAGGAGAGACUGAGCUUGGACCAGCUGAGCUUGGACUUGUACAACGGCAGUGGUGACAUCAAGGAAAUCCACAUCGAUGUUUGGGCGGUAAACGAGCUCUUGGAAUCUCUGGGCGCUCCUCUGGAGAUAGUAGAUGGCUUUGUGAACAGCAUAAAAGUGACCAUCCCAUGGCAGGCUCUCCUAACUGACCACUGCACCCUAGAAAUCUCUGGUCUUCAGAUAACAUGUCGACCGAAGUACCGGACCAGUGGAGGAUGGGAUUCCCAGGGCUGGUCAUCAAGUAUGACUUCCAGCAUGCAGCUGGCCCAGGAGUGCCUGAAGGACCCCCCAGAGGCGUCCGAGGAGCCUCCUGCCCCACUGGAGGGGCUUGAGAUGUUUGCACAGACUAUUGAGACAGUCCUCCGUCGUAUCAAAGUCACCUUCAUAGACACAAUUGUCCGCAUUGAGCACCAGCCUCUGGACCUGGAAACAGGUGUUGCCUUAGAGUUGCACAUUAAACGGCUGGAAUACUUUGACGAAGCUGUGCGAGAUCCAGCCAGUCAGACUGCUGUGCCUGUAGACAUCCACCAGCCGCCUGCCUUCCUGCACAAAAUCCUUCAGCUGAGCGCUGUGCAGCUGUUUUAUGACAGCUCUGGUAUAGUACAGGAUCUUCCUGAGGGGGAAAACCCAAAGCCAGCUGAUGCAUGUAAAAAAGAUGAGGAGGAAGAAGAAAACGAUGAUGAUGAGGAGGAGGAGGAGGAGGAGGAAGACAAAGACAAAGAGAAGGAGACAAAGCCUCCAUCUCAGCCGCUCCUCAUCGGAAGCUGCUCUGGUUUUAUUGAGACCACUGUUAAGAUCAAACAGAACGACAUGCUGCCUGGACCACAGUUUGAGUUGGAUGGAAAAGUGGGCUGUAUCCACAUGCUGGUGACUCCAGAUCAAAUAACUCAUCUGACAGACCUGCUGGCAGCCCUCUGCAUAGAAACUGAGCCAGACACCAAGCGUGGUGGUGUCCUCAGCCGCCCUUUGGACUCGGAUGACUUUCGUAUGAUUGAAGAAGACCUCAGUAAACAGCUUGGUUCCAGUCCCAGAGACAGAGAUUGGGAUGAAGAACCUGACCUUGAACCCUAUGUUACUGGCCUGGAGAAUGGAGAAAUGUUUUUCUCUAUGGGCCCCACUGGGAUGAGCAGCAGUGUGACGUCUGUGCGCUCCGGCAGCGAGCUGUCAGACAGUGAUAUGGAAUCAUCGACACACAGUCUCAACAGCCUUACACAGCCGACAGCACUUUCUGCACAGGGCAUGAUAAACUGUCCCAGGAGAUACCCUGUAGCUGGCUGUCUGUCAAAUCUACCACAGAGUCGGAGCAAAGGACGCUCACACAGCAGCCAUACAGAUCAGAUGAAGCCAGACGCUUUGCUCCGUCUGACGAUUGGCGGCCUCACACUGACCCUGUUGCAGGAAGACCCACCCAUUAACCCUGAUAGGACCUCCUCAUUGGCUCAGGUCUCUCAGGUGUUCUUUAAGAAGUUGGCCUCCUUCAAAGACAGCAUGUUCAGUGAGAGAGACUUCCAGCAUCUGAGAGGAAGCUUUGCAAAGGCCUGUCCACACUCCCAUAUAAGACUGACAGGAGCAGCAGUCCAGGUGGCUUGUGAGACACGGAGUGGAAGACGCCGCAGCCGAGCUGUGACGUCCGACCUCUCCUUCAGCAGACUGGAGCUGUUGGAGUGCCUCUGGGAAAAUGGGAAGCCUGAGUAUAAUGAGUUGCUUCAGUUCCAGAAAUCAGGUCUUUUCACGGUCGGGACUGCAGCCAGGCCGUGUGCCCAACUUCACUACAGCCUCAGUGAAAAACACCUGCGCAAGGGUAAACAGCGGGUGUUGCGUCGAGACAGUGUGGUGCGGGUGGAGCUGGCAGAGCUCAGUGCUGAGCUGGACCUGGACGUCAUUAGCCGACUGGGGAACCUGAGCAAAGCCUUCAGUCACUGUCCCUCACAGACUGUUGGACCUGGACUCACACAGCCCCAGGCUACAGAGCUGUGUUCCUCCUUCACACUACUCUCGCCGCAUGCCGUCCUAAAGCUUCGUUUUCCCGUACCUGACCUACGACCCCUCUCUGUACGUCGGCCUCCCGCUCAGAGGGCCGUACGAAAUGAGACCCUGGUUCUAGAGCUGACGGAGCUGGAACUAAAGCAUCAGGGAGCUCCAGAUCUGUUGGGCGGCCAGGCCACCCAAGGACAGCCAAUGACUCCCUGUCUCACACAGCUACUGGAGGCCUCUUUUACUGACCUCCAAGGGUCAUAUGAGGGCUGGGAGGGCGGCUCUUUCCCCUGUAUCAGAGUGAAGAGGAACCGUGAAUGUCUUCCCCGAAUAUCAGUUCGCGUUCGUGGAGGUGAGGCUCAGGGACCCGCAGCAGGUCUGAGUGGGACAAACCUGGGCCUCAUCAAGGACCUGGGAAAUGCCUUCUUUGAAAGUCACUGUGAAUUCAAUGACAAAACCAGCUCGCCCUUCUCCUCUAACCGCACCAUGUUUGAAACUGAGGAGAUGGUGAUUCCAGCCGACCCAGAGGAGAUGCGUCAGUUUCAGACACAGUGUGUCUCUCAGUCUCAGUGUGCCGUGGACAUCAGUCUGCCACUGGCCUACAUCCUUCUGCCCAGCAAACAGGCCUUCCAGAGCAUCUACAACAGAAUCAACAAUGAUUUGUUGAUGUGGGAGCCUCCUCCUCCUCCCCCACCUUCAGUCCACAGCCCCCACCAUAACUUCCAUACUCAUGAUGAGUUCCAGCUGUGCAAGUCAGCCUUCAGAUUGGACUCUGAUUCUGAGGAGGACGAACCGGCGUUCUUUAUGGCCAAUGACCCAUCAGGAGGAAGACAACAGUCAGGCGUCAGCUCCAACCACAACCUCAGCCUCCUCUCCCUCACUGUGAUGAUUGACAAAGGACGCCUUCAAGCCAGAACAGACAAGAAGGAGGACCAAAGUCAUGGGGAAAUUGUACUGGACCUAGAAGGAGGGAAGAUAUUCAGUGUGGCCCAGCAUCAGAAUGAUCCUAAUCUCAAUUUUCUGUGUCUGGAGAGCAGACGAGUUGAACUCUACCACAAAGCGGUUGUAAAAGACACCCCUCUCCCUCCACGGUUGGAGAUGCCCAACUUCACUCCACUAAAACACUUGGACCCAACGAUCUACCCCACUGAGGUGGGCGUGAGCAGUGUGAGUGGCAGAGAGGGAGAAUUACAGAUGUUGUCCACUGCCAUCAAAAUCACACUGGAUCUCCAGAGAAAUGUCAAGGAGUUUUUAGUUGCCCUGCGACUUCAGGGCGCCACCUUGAGACAUUAUGUGACGCAGACAGAUCAGAGCUGGCACGAGCAGUUGGUCGACUUCCUGGAUGUCAUUGACGAUCCCAUUCUUGGAUACACAGCACCUGCUGUCAUCACAGUCCUCCACACACACCUGGGUACCUGCGCUGUCGACUACAGGCCUCUCUAUCUGCCACUGCGCAUGUUGUUCACAGCGGAAUCCUUCUCUCUGUCCAGUAACAUCAUCGUAGACACUGCUACCUUCCACCUCAGAUUCAUCCUGGAUGAUUCUGCUCUCUACCUCUCUGACAAAUGUGAGACUGACACGGUUGACUUGAGAAGAGACUACGUGUGUGUUCUGGACAUAGACCUGCUGGAGCUGGCCAUCACCACGUGGAAAGGCGGUGAUACUGGUAAACUGUCACAGCCUCUGUUUGAGCUUCGUUGCUCCAACAACGUGGUCCACAUCCACACCUGUGCUGAUUCCUGCGCCGCCCUCGUCAACCUGCUGCAGUACCUGGUCUCCCAGGGGGACCUCCACCCCCCACCACGGCACACAUCACCCACAGAGAUCGCUGGACAAAGGUUACCGCUGUCAGAAACGCAGGCCUCUGUGCUGCCCUGCCCUCCGGCUGAAACCGCUGAGAUCAACCAGUGUGACCUGGCUGAUGCCUUAAUUGACACAGAGAGGAGCUACAAAGAAGAAGCUUUAGAUCCAGGGUCUCCUUCCAUGAGAAGAGCCUCACCCGUCUCCGUCUACCUAUUUCCUGGUGAAGCCACAAAGCACAAACCCCCUGUCCUGCAGGGAGAUGACUCAGAGCUAGACGGACUGGUAACCGUGGCAACAGAGGCUCAGGCAGAUAUGAUGUCAGAAGAUGGCUCAGAUGUAUCCACUGAUAACGAUGACUUCUGCAUCCUGGAGUCUCUGGGGAGGGGCCUUCCUCCCAAGGACGGGGAGCCCGUGGUCACCGUGCUGUCCCAGGUGCCCAUCAAGGUGAAAGACAGUCACUUCUCCAGGCCUCGUGGCAGCUCAGACCUGCUCCGAGCCCCCAGCCGCUUCCCUGUGCCCCAGAGCAGGGUGAUUCUGCGGGAGAUCUCUGUGGUCUGGCAUCUGUAUGGUGGAAAAGACUUUGGUGGCAAAUCCAUGUCUAUACAUGCGCAACAGGCAAACAGAGGCCGGUCAGUCCCAGCUGGCAUUCGUGGUUCUCCGUCUCGGGCUGUGGCUUCCUCUCGUCCCCAGAACUCCUGGAGGUGGGCAGGUGGGAGUGGCCGUCAGCACACCAUGUUGAUGGAGAUACAGCUCACCAAGGUGUCUUUCCAGCAUGAAUCCUACUCUGUGAUACAAGCAGGGCAGGAUGGAGAGGGGGCAGCAGUCCCUGUGGUCGGAGUUGGACCAGGUAAUGAACAGCCCAUCUCAAGGCAGGUGUUCAUCGUCCAGGAGCUUGAAGUUCGAGACCGUCUGGCCUCCUCGCAAAUCAACAAAUUCCUCUACCUCUACACCAGUGAGAGCAUGCCCCGUCGGGCCCACUCCAAUAUGCUGUCAGUGAAAGCCCUUCAGGUGUGUCCAGAGUCAGGUCUGGGUGGUCCAGAGUGUUGUCUCCGGGUCAGUUUGCUGCCACUGCGUCUGAAUAUAGACCAGGAUGCACUUUUCUUCCUCAAGGACUAUUUCAGUAAUUUAGCCUCCUUCGUCAACCCUUACCUGCCAGUGGAUCCUGCAACUGAAGUGAAAGCAGAUUCCUCUCAGAGAGCUGCUGAAGACAUGGACGCAGCUGCUGGUCUGGGGCCUGACCUCACAGCUUCUGUUGAAACCACCAACAGUGAACAAAGCUCAUCUUCUGCUGGCUCCUCCUCCUCGUCCGAUCAGCCAAUCUAUUUCCGGGAGUUUCGUUUCACCUCUGAAGUGCCGAUAUGGCUGGAUUAUCAUGGCAAACAUGUGGUCAUUGAACAGGGAACGUUUGCAGGGAUUCUGAUUGGCCUGGCUCAGUUGAACUGUUCUGAGCUGAAGCUGAAGAGGCUCUGCUGCAGACACGGUCUUCUCGGUGUGGACAAAGUGAUUCAGUAUGCUGUCACAGAGUGGCUGACUGACAUCAGGAAGAAUCAGCUGCCAGGCAUUCUGGGAGGUGUUGGCCCCAUGCACUCAGUUGUCCAACUAUUCCACGGAGUGAGGGAUCUGUUCUGGCUGCCCAUAGAGCAGUACAGGAAGGAUGGACGCAUUAUCCGAGGUCUCCAAAGGGGGGCAGCGUCCUUCGGCACCUCAACUGCCUCAGCUGCUCUGGAGCUCAGCAACAGGCUGGUGCAGGCCAUUCAGGCAACAGCAGAGACUGUGUAUGAUAUCCUCUCCCCAACACCUCCUCUGACUCGUUAUGCCAUCACUGAAGGCCGGACUCUUACCAGCCGACCCCGUAGAGCUGCCCAGCCCGCAGACCUCCGAGAAGGUGUCGCCAAAGCCUACGACACCGUCAGAGAGGGAAUGUUUGACGCGGCCCAGACGCUGUGUGAUGUAGCAUCCCGUGGCCACGAGCAAAAGGGUCUGCCUGGUGCUGUGGGCGGUGUCCUGCGGCAGAUCCCUCCCACUGUAGUUCGCCCUCUGAUAGUGGCUUCUGAGGCCACCUCCAAUCUGCUCGGUGGCAUGAGAAACCAGAUCAAACCAGACGCCAGGAAAGAGGAUUUCUUGAAGUGGCGGACGGAGGAGGGUGAAGAAUAAUGGUUUUUUCUGUGUCAGUGUGAUGGAGAAUGGAUGUGAACGUAUGAGAAUCACUGAGUGUGAGACAUACUGUUGAGAUUAAAGUGUGGAGGAAGGGAGUGAAUCCAAGGUUUAAAUGUGUACUUGCAUGUGUGUAGGAUCCAAUUAGAGUCUGCG